This is a messenger RNA of Lotus japonicus, 1524 nucleotides long. RefSeq lists its product as uncharacterized. The transcript has 10 exons. NCBI's taxonomy places the organism in Eukaryota, Viridiplantae, Streptophyta, Magnoliopsida, Fabales, Fabaceae. The record is from RefSeq and is a predicted model, not a curated record. The coding region runs from base 268 to 1398 and encodes 376 amino acids.
AACCUCGAUCUUCCACCUUCAAUAGAAGAUACCCUUUUGAAGAUAUCCAUGUUUGAACUUUCAAGAGUAUCUCCACUCAAGGCAUAUUCCUUUCCUUCCAUUCUCUCUCACUGGUUCACAUCCAACCACAUGGACCCAAAUUCACCUUUCAUCUCUGUCUACGACGUCGUCACCCUAUUCCAACCCAUCAUCAUCGUUAAUUCAUUAUCAUCACCAAAUAUAUCUUCAAUUUCACUGCUAGUGACUGGAGCUGUGUGAGCUCCAACAAUGUCUGUAGCGCCUGUUUUACCACGCGGAUAUUUCUUAAACCUUCGCACACCCAGUCUACGAUGUGGUAGUCCUACACCCAUUACACACUUUUGCUGCUUCAAUGUCCGUCGCAGGUUGUCUGCAAACGAGAAUGUAGUAGUUGCCCAUGUUUCUCAACUCUUUGGAAGCAGAAUUAGAUGCUUUAAGCAAGAAGGUGCGGAAAAUUUUGAGGCUGUAAAACCUAAGAAUAUACCAGAACCAGAUUCGCAAGAUAGCUUCGUUAAUGAGGUGCAAAUAAAAGGUAAAGGGGGGCAUAACAAGACAGAAAUCUCCUUCCUGGCAAUGAUAGCAAUUGCAUUGGGCAUAGCUGUAAUAGCAACAUUAGCUUCCAUUGGCAACAAACCUAUUCUUGGAUCAACGUUUCGUCCACAGAUUCUAGCAGAAGGUUCUUCCUCUUCAGCAGUCGCCCCCGCCCCUGGUGGUUUUGCUUUCAAAUUUUUUGGAUACAGCGUCAUACUUCCUGAAUAUGCACCAGGAUGGGUCUACUUUUGGUUGCUUAUGGCUGCAGGCUGUGGACUUUUCAUUAGUGAAGAGGCUUUAAAUAUUUGGGUUGGUAUAUCAAUAGCAAGGCUUCUGUCUCUGGAUGGAACAUGGCAGUCUUUGGCAGAAUCUUUCUCAAGGAACGCUUCGUACAUCAUAUCAACUGUUCUAUGGGUUUACUGGGGAGUGUGCAUCAGUGACCUGAUACCCUUUUACUUGGGGAAGCUUUUCAGACAAUCUGGUGUAUCUGGUGAUGUUUCUUCAAAGCUAGGAGUUGGCAAAGAAAAAGCUUUGGAGAUCACAAAUGUUGUACAAAAGUACGGCAAUCUUGUUGGUUUUGUUGAACGAUUCUCUCUUGGAGUGAGAAACCCUACAGCUUUUCUAGCAGGCGCCUUGGGUAUUUCUCCAAACUAUUUUUUUGCAGGGGUGUGCUGCGGGGGUCUGUUCACACUUCCCAUUCAGCUUGGAAUAGGAUUCCUUUUGAGGGAACGCCCUAUGUUUGCUCUUGCUACUGUGGCAACUGUUGUGGGGUUUUGGACUAUUUUCCCAUAUGCUGUGGCUGCUUCAACUGCUUUAUUCUUUUACCUCAGGCGGCGUUACUUGUCCUAGUGCUUGGAAUGCUUUAUAAUAUUUAGAAAUAUUGAUUCCAAAUAUGUAUAUAAGUGAUCUUUAAAGUUAAUUCAUCUAUUUGUUGAACCUUUUCCUGCUUAUAUAUCACGAAUAAUGUUCUCUUGA